CGAAUGUAAUUAUUUUUUGUUUAGAAUGACCGACUUCAAAAGCAGCAUGUGUCAAAAGACCGCGGACGUGCGGGUAUUAAGCCGGUUUGACGGACAAACCAGGUUACUUGUGUCUGUCCUGUCUGAAAACUCUGGCGCUCAUAAAGGUCUGCGUGUCCUACAAAAACAGCGGCGGUUUAAUAGUCGACCCAGCCUGCACAACCUCCUGGAGACGCUGUGCCGAGAGGACGUGUGGCUAGAAAAUGAAAGCCAACCACUUGAAGUUAAACCCCUGGUGUGCCUGUUGCCAGUGACGUUCAAAUGCAACCUGCUCUCCUUCCUUCACAUGGUGAGCUCCACCCUUCCUCAGAGCCAGGCGCUUUGUGUACUGGAGUGCCUCGAACAGGAGUCUUGUCCAAACCCCUGGGUCACCGCCCUGAUUCGACAGCUGCGAAGAGACCUGGGUGGCCCCGGUGAGGAGCCGCUGUGCACCCCGCAAUGCAGUCAGAGACUUCAAGGGCUCUCUGAGUGUUUAGCAGAUCCUGGCCAAACGAGAGGAUGGGCGAAGUGCUUCAGUGGUCCAAAAGAUGCAAGUCCGUCUGGGCAUCCAUCAGAGACCUCAGAUGCGGGGACCCAGAGGAAAAGGAGAACUAGCGUUAUGACUCUUGACUCGGAUGACGAGGAAAUUGGACAGGAUAGAAAACGUCUGAAGAUGGAUGUCUCACCCAUGGAGGGGGUCUGUGAUAGUGAGGGUCCACAGUUGGAGAGAAAAUGUGUGAGAGAGGAGACACCGGAAAGAAAUGAUUUCCCCACAGAUAAAACCUCUGCUGAACUACUAGAGCCAGCAACGGACAAUACGUGUGAAUCCUUACCUGAACAUAUAAAGGCUUCUAUCCCUCAAAUCAAAGAGCUGCUGGAGAGCUUUUCAGAGUGGGAUCAAAGCCCCACAGAUGUAUUGAAGGUGCUGAAUGAAUGUGACCCCAAUCAAGCCAAGGUGUUGUGCGGCCUGCUGAACUUGCCUGACACACCAGAGCAGACCUUGCCUAAACUCUGUAGUUGUCUUUUGGCACUCUCCCCUGACCUCAGCCACAGUACAGCAGUAACACUCAUUAAGAGCCUCCUACUGAGAAAGGUCAUAUCCCUCUCAGAGUCGGCUUCAAGAUGCCUCGUCACAGCAGUGACAUCACUCUGUAGUCGCUACCCCAGACCAACCUGCUGUGCCCUCAUCAGACCUGCUUUGGAGGAGAACGACCUUGGGAAUCCUCAAGCUGAACUGCUGAACAGACUGAUAGACUGUCUGGAACCCCACUACAGGCUGCUGGUGUUUCAAAUGACUUUUGGAAUUGUAUGGACUGAGCCUGUGCUCUCCGUCGUUCACAGCUUGUUAGACUCCAAGCUUGAGUUGAAUGAAGACAUUUUCAAAAACUUCACCAAGCAACUCAUCAGCCAGGCUCCACAAUUCACAAAAUCCAUGAAAUUUGCAAAAAUGAUGUUAACUAUACUCACCAAAUAUAACAGUCAUGUGACUUCUCUCUGCAAGCAUUCUCUGUCCUGCUGCCUCACUACAAAUGAGACCUUCCUCAAGAAGUCCCUUCAAGCUGCUUUGAAAAAAAUCACGCCUUAGCUUUUCCAAGGUGUGUGUGUGUGUGCGCGCGCACGCAUUAAAAAACAUACUCUGCCUUGGCUCCAGUCAAAGUGGAUGUGGCUGAAGCUGCUAUGGAGUUAGUUUCCUUUCCCUCGGUUCCCUGCAGUGGUGCUGAGACUUGAGUCCUUACCUCUAGCUUGUCUCAUAUUCCAACUCUAUCUUAGAGAAAAUAAAGCUCAUC
This is a messenger RNA of Lampris incognitus (smalleye Pacific opah), 1805 nucleotides long. It is a transcript of the gene fance, whose product is annotated as FA complementation group E. Gene Ontology annotation, cellular component: Fanconi anaemia nuclear complex. The coding region runs from base 26 to 1603 and encodes 525 amino acids. Gene Ontology annotation, biological process: interstrand cross-link repair. The transcript has 10 exons. The record is from RefSeq and is a predicted model, not a curated record. NCBI's taxonomy places the organism in Eukaryota, Metazoa, Chordata, Actinopteri, Lampriformes, Lampridae.